Messenger RNA from Trichomonas vaginalis G3, 1356 nucleotides. RefSeq names its product P-loop containing nucleoside triphosphate hydrolases family. The record is from RefSeq and is a predicted model, not a curated record. The coding region runs from base 1 to 1356 and encodes 451 amino acids. Lineage: Eukaryota; Parabasalia; Trichomonadida; Trichomonadidae. The transcript has a single exon.
AUGAGUGAAGAACAUUUAGAGAAAGAACUGGCUGAAACCUCAAAAUUACUAAAAGAAAAGGCUAAACAUCAAGAAGAUGGUGAAGCCAACCAUGCAAAUGAACCAAAUCAUGCUACUUCUGAACAAAGUAGAUCGAUUAAGGCUUAUUUGUAUGGUUUCUUAACUCUGUUAGUAUUAAUUAUUCUUCUUGUUAUAUUUUAUCCAAGAAGACCACCGCGCUCGCCAUAUUUACCAGUUCCAUACGUAUGGAAUAAGCAAUAUCUUAAAGAAUUAAAACACUUUACGAAAUUUACAGGUCAUGCUAAUGUUUUAAUUGCAACAGGACCUCCAGGAAUUGGUAAAUCAAGUGGAUUAUAUCGUUUUGCAGAAUUAACAAACAAAACUCUACAAACACCUUUAAUUCUCGAUUGUGAAAUCAUAUCAGAAACAGCAAGUGUUAAGGACAUCGGAGCUAUUUUCCUUGAUUUCUUAAUCAAAGGAUUUGAAGAUAUCGACGGAAGACCAAUAAAUCUUACAAUUUUAGCCAACAGUAUUCCUGAAUUAAAGACAAUUAAGGCACCUACACAUCCAGAUACUGCAAAUCUUAAUGAUAAGUCGCUUAUCAAUAUUGCAAACUACGGCGCUUCAAUUCUUAGUCAUAUUGAACAAGAUCCUUCCUCCUCAAUCUUCAACUUCAUGGAAUUAGUUGAUAGAACAACCGAAGUCCUUGGAACUUUCUUAUUUAUAAUAGAACCUUCUAAAUUAAUGAAUCUACAGAACUCUAAAGCCAGAAAAGCAGCUGAUGGCUUAGUUUACUUCAUUAACAACUUUAAGCAAGGAAAUUAUAGAAUUCCAUGCGUUGUUACAGAAUCAAAUCUUUUAUCAAAGAAUUCUCAACAAGUAUAUCAAGAUUUAACAUGGUUUAAGGUAAUAAAUGUUGAAGAGUUCGAUAUACAAGAUGGCAAGACUAUUUUAGUCAAUCAGGAAAGAGUUUUUCCAAAGAAAUUAUAUUUCAAUCUUUAUUCCAAAUUCGGAGGUUAUGGUCAGCUGUUUGUCACAGUUCAUGACCUUAUUCGCGAGAAGGUAUCAAAUCAAGAGACUUUGAAGCAAAUUUCAAAUUAUAAUUCUCUUAAUAUCGCAAAAACUGUUCACCAGGGAGCAGACGGUAAUAAGACUCUAAUAAGUGAUCGCUAUAGCUUCUUAAAGAGACUCACAACUCUUAAGAUGGUCAAAAUUACUCCUGCAAACCAACAUCUUGUUCAUCACUUCUUGGAGCAUGGUGUCGUAAAGCUAACACCUAAAAUGAAUGCUGUUGUACCAUCUAAUCGUCUUAUUAAGUCCAUUAUUAGAGAUGCCAUUAAAUAUGCUAAGAAAUAA